GGGUUGAUGAGCCUAUAGCAUGUUGUGAUGAGCGUAUGUUAGAAUAACGUUCCCAGCGAAAGCGCGAAAUCAUGGGGCAGUGAUUCUUGCGAAAUGUGAUAUUUGCCUACCAGUCGUACGUUUACAGCAGCAACUUGUCUAAUUACCAGCGAAGGAACAUAUUGAGGCUAGAGCUGUCUCCUUUUUUAAUGACGUUUGUUAUGCGGAAGACCAAAAAUUAUUAGCCUUGCCUUGCUUCAUAGUGCCGCCGCAGAAGCCAACAACCGGCAGACGCAUCACAUCGAGCCAAAAGUUGAGAGGUUUCAUACCGUCCCGUAUUUUUAGAUUGAUUGUGCCACAGGAGUUAAUUCAUUCAAUACGGUAGCGAAUAAUUUAUGACGGUUGAAAAGGUGAAUCUAGUGUGUAAAUUAAAAUUUUCACCACAAAACGGUCGGCGUUAUUCGGGAGUGAGUGCAACCAUCAAAAUAAAACACUUUUGCGGUGCUUUGAUGUGUGUCGGCAUGAUGUAUGGAGACGCGUGGUGAUAUUGCGGGUUGUGAAACUUAAUAGCUAAGCAGAAUAGUGAUGGAUCGGACCUGUUACGGAAAGUGGGAUCCUGGAGCACGGCAGCCCUAUCGGUGUACUUUGCGAGAACGGGGAAUCGCACCUGGAUAUGCACUGUUGGCUGAUCUGCAAAAUACUGUGCCAGGGCACAAUCAACAUGUUGGUGGCGGAUCAUCAGUUCCUGGGUACGGCAGCUUGAAUGGAGUUAGGAACAAGCAGACUCCUAGUCCGCAAACGUACCAGAACACAACCAAAACAGUAACGGAAACACGCACUGCUGCUGCUAACGGGUAUAAUGGUUCCUUGCCACGGUCCACGACACCGCUUCAUAACAAUUCGCUGCCACGGUCAAGUACGCCACAAAAGCUACAAACUUCCAACUCGGGAAAUCUGUCGGAGUUGGACUCCUUACUGCAGGAUCUGAGCAGUGCUCGAUAUGGAAAUAUUGUGGAAAAACAUACCACCAACAAUGGAACAACUAGUCCUUCACCGUACGCCAUCAACGACACGAUCAAGCGACCCUCGGUGGACAGUCUGCUUGACGAGCUCAGCAAUGCUAAUGCCAAUCCGAUUUAUGCUGUACCGUAUGGCAAUCAAACGCCAAACCCUCAGCCACAUCCAGGCCGAGAGGUUACAAUCACAGUGCGGGAAACUACCACUGAAAAGCUAACCGGAACACCUAGUGCCAACUAUCAGGAACAGAUGUAUCAACAGCAGCUAGCACAAAAUGAACAGGCGAAUCAUACUUCUUCGGCCACCAAAGAGCUGGACGAUCUAAUGGCAUCACUUUCGGACUUUAAGAUCACUGCCGGAUCGCACCAGCACCAGGCGGUUACGGAUUACGCCAAACCCAAUCAGGGUACCGCGCAUUACCAGAGCACUUUGACAACGGUGACCACGACCGAACAGUUAGCUCCGGUGAACGAUCAACUGGAUUCUAUGCUCGGAAAUCUGCAAGCCGACAUGAGCCGCCAGGGAGUCAAUACGACCCAGAAGGGGUGCUGCAAUGCAUGCGACAAACCGAUCGUCGGACAGGUCAUUACGGCGCUAGGAAAAACUUGGCACCCGGAGCAUUUUACCUGCAACCACUGCAGCCAAGAGUUGGGCACGAGGAAUUUCUUCGAGCGUGAUGGAAAUCCGUACUGCGAACCGGAUUAUCACAAUUUGUUCAGCCCACGUUGUGCCUAUUGCAAUGGACCGAUUUUGGAUAAAUGCGUAACGGCUUUGGAGAAAACAUGGCACACCGAGCACUUCUUCUGCGCCCAGUGCGGUCAGCAGUUCGGCGAGGAUGGGUUCCACGAGCGUGAUGGCAAACCGUACUGCCGCAACGAUUACUUCGACAUGUUCGCACCCAAGUGCAACGGAUGCAACCGGGCCAUCAUGGAGAACUACAUUUCCGCGCUGAACAGCCAGUGGCAUCCGGACUGCUUCGUGUGCAGGGACUGCCGUCAGCCGUUCUUCGGAGGUUCUUUCUUCGAUCACGAGGGUCUGCCGUACUGCGAGACGCACUACCACGCGAAGCGGGGUUCACUGUGUGCCGGUUGCUCCAAGCCCAUAACCGGACGGUGCAUUACGGCCAUGUUCAAGAAAUUCCACCCGGAACAUUUUGUGUGCGCCUUCUGUCUGAAGCAGCUAAACAAGGGCACCUUCAAGGAGCAGAACGACAAGCCCUACUGCCAUCAGUGUUUCGAUAAGCUGUUCGGAUAGAAUACCGGCGGAGCGCCGGGGACGAUUCUGUGGAGUUGAGAAGGUUUUCUACGUGUUUUUGUUCUUCCUCGUCUAUCGGUCUUUCCGAUAUGUGCGAAUCUUUUACUCAAAUGACUGCUUGUUUCGUUUCGGCUUAAUUUAGCUUAUAUGUGUAUUCUACGUAUGAAUUCUGAUUGAAAUGUUUACUUAACACUAACGAUAAACAGUUAUAAGGGAAGCGUGAAGGAAAACGCUUUUCCAGUAAUAUAAAUAUUUUGUUGUUUUUUUGUGUGUCUUAAAUUGAGCAUACACACACAUAAGUUUGCGUAACAAAGUUAUAGUUUCGCAUUCAGUAUAAUGCAAAAGUCGAGACGUGUUUGAAAAGCGUAACUGAAGCAACAUGCAAUGUAACAAGUAUUUAACAAAAUUUAUAGUAUAAACGAUUUACGACUAGCGGAAGUUAUCCGGUGACAUGGUCACACUAAUCGCGCAGCAGAUGUUUGAGUCAAUCUGUAUUACAUUUUCCAACAAAAUAAUCAUGCAACGGUAUCAAUAAAAGUUCAUGGGGAUUCUCGAAAAUAGUAAUGAAAACAAUUUUCGAACACAAGAAGCCUGACUUAGUAAAAUAAUACGACGAAUUAUGUUCAAAGCUAUAAACAAACAGUUCAAAAUUAGCGGAUUCCUAUCCCAUACCUGCAAAAACGGAAGCGCUUUCCGAUCCAAGGCCAUUUAACAGUAAUAAAAUCACAUGCGGCUAAUGUUUAUCAAACACUAUUGAACAACUAUUCUGCAAGCUCGCUUCUGCGAGGCUUGAAUUAUACAGGCACAAGGUAGGAUGGUGUUCAGAUGAUAAAAUAGUUGGUUAAAGUGAAAUUUGAAACCCAUAAUAAAUCGAAUAGAUAAUUAUUCCCUAACAUUUAAUAAAAGCCGUUAAUACAAAUAGUUCCACAGGAA
Molecule: messenger RNA, 3183 nt
Organism: Wyeomyia smithii (pitcher-plant mosquito)
Lineage: Eukaryota; Metazoa; Arthropoda; Insecta; Diptera; Culicidae
Gene: Pax
Product: paxillin
Exons: 9
Coding region: 565-2250 (561 amino acids)
Biological process (GO): muscle structure development; actin cytoskeleton organization
Cellular component (GO): filamentous actin; Z disc; adherens junction
Molecular function (GO): actin binding; muscle alpha-actinin binding
Source: RefSeq, a predicted model, not a curated record